AUGAACCCACAGCUUUCAAUAUAUGUGAUAGAUACAAAAAUAAAUAGACUGCGCGGCGCGGCGUCUACGGAACCCGCCGCGCCUCCAUGGGCUCGUGGAGCGCUUCCCCAGCCGUCGUGUGGCUCGGCCCGCGCGACCUUGGCCGGGGGCGCGCGGGUCCGUGGCGGGCAGGCGGCCGUGCUGAGGCCAGGGGUGGUCGGCAUCGCCCGAGCUCAACCAGCCCGGGAGGGCAGAGGUGGGACGCGGCCCGGGCUCCUUUCCCUGCGUUCGGCGGAUCCCCGCGUGUGGUCGCGGGCCCUGCAGCGGCAGUGCCACACGGGAAUAUCAGAAAUGCAACUCCUCGGACCGCACCCUGGACCUAGGCUGCAGGAGUCGAGCCCUUUGGGUGAAGAAAACCGGGAGGAUAUACUGAAUGCCAGUGACAAAUUAACAGAGGUUCUUGAAGAGGCCAACACUCUGUUUAAUGGAGUGUCCCGAGCGAGGGAAGCAGUCCUGGAUGCCCAUUUUCUCGUUUUGGCUUUAGAUCUGGGCAAAGGGAAAGCAAAGCAGCUGCGUUCAGAUCUGAACUCCUUUGAUAUGUUAAGAUAUGUGGAAACUCUGCUGACACAUAUGGGUGUAAAUCCGCUAGAAGCUGAAGAACUCAUCCGUGAUGAAGAUAGUUCUGAUUUUGAAUUCAUAGUCUAUGACUCCUGGAAAAUAUCAGGCAAAACAGCAGAAAACACCUUUAAUAAAACCCAUACAUUCCACUUUCUUCUGGGUUCAAUACAAGGAGGGUUCCCCGUGCCAAAGCCACGAACCUAUCGUCCAAGAAAAAAUCCUAAGGCAGAAGUGAAGCAGGCAAUGCCUGACCAGUUACAAAAAAUGGAAGCAUCUCAUCAAGAAGCAACAGAAAAAGAAGUAGAAAGAAUUCUGGGAUUGUUGCAAACGUAUUUUCGAGAAGAUCCUGAUACUCCUAUGUCCUAUUUUGACUUUGUGGUAGAUCCACAUUCUUUCCCCCGAACGGUGGAAAAUAUCUUUCAUGUUUCCUUCAUUAUAAGGGAUGGUUUUGCAAGAAUAAGACUAGACCAAGACCAACUGCCAAUAAUCGAGCCUAUUAAUGACGAAAGUGAAGGAAUUGACCAGAACACCCAAAUUAGGAAUCAAGGAAUUAUCGCUUUGAGUUAUCGGGACUGGGAGGAGAUUGUGAAGACCUUUGAGAUCUCAGAGCCUGUGAUUGCUUCAGGCCAGAGCCAGUAGAGACUGAGCACCUUAUGCCUGACGAAGGACUCAGGUGGAUAGUAAAGUCCAAAAAUGGAAAGCAGCAUGUAUUGUAUAUAUUGUAUGAUUAAGCAUUUUAAAAGACAGAUUGCUUUUAGUAAAAUGUAGCUUUUGAUA
This is a messenger RNA of Manis pentadactyla (Chinese pangolin), 1374 nucleotides long. Its product is annotated as non-structural maintenance of chromosomes element 4 homolog A-like. NCBI's taxonomy places the organism in Eukaryota, Metazoa, Chordata, Mammalia, Pholidota, Manidae. The record is from RefSeq and is a predicted model, not a curated record. Gene Ontology annotation, biological process: DNA repair. Gene Ontology annotation, cellular component: nucleus; Smc5-Smc6 complex.